GCAUACGACAGGUUAGUGAAUCCUCCAAGAAUCCCUUGUGAAUUAUAGCGACCCUUGACCACAUUUGAACUUACAAGAGCGGACCGUGACCACCACCCGGAGAGAUGAGCACAAUUCCUGGGACAAUCCGCAGGAGCCGGUCGCUUGACAAACUUUGAGGUUAAUUGGUGAAAAAUGCCGGAGGAGGAAAGACGGGAGAGGUUAGCCAAAGUCAUCAGACAGUGGAACAACAACAGACUGGACCUGUUUAAAAUAAGCGAACCAGAUGAGAACCUGGAUUUUCACGGCGUGAUGCGCUUCUACUUUGAGGAUCACGUCGGGGGAAGCGUGGCCACGAAGUGUCUGCGUGUUUGCAGCAACUCGUCAACUCUCGACGUCAUCGACGUUCUCUCGGAGAAAUUCAGGCCUGAUAUGAAAAUGCUGACGACCAGCUACUCCCUGUACGAAGUCGACGCCAAGAAGGAACGCAAACUGGAGCAGGAAGAGAGGCCUUUGAUCGUACAACUCAACUGGAACUCGGACCAAAAGGAAGAACGCUUCGUACUGAAGAGAGACAAGGAGAGUUUCCAGGAAAACGGCCAGGAGAAGGAGAGAGAAGGCAUGAUCCAAAAGUUCAAGAGGACACUGUCGAGAAAAGAAAAGAAGAGCAUAAUUAAAGCCCACAGGAUUUCAGACGAUGAGGAUUGGUCAACUGAGAAGCCACGGAGCCUGUGUGUGUCUAACCGUGACACAGAAGAUUGCACUGAAGACAAAAAGCAUCAGUGGCAGAGCGCCCCGGGAGUGAGGCUCUCAGGAAGUCUUCAUCAGGACUUUCCAGAUCAACCUGGAUUACCAUUUGGGAUCGAAUUCAGUGACAACUCCGAGGACGCCUUCCUGUCUGCGGUCAUCAAUUACGCCAACAGCUCCACGGUUCAUUUCAAGCUCUCGCCCGCGUACAUCCUCUAUGCUGCGGGACACUUUGCUCUGCGGUGCCAACGUUACAGGCGAGGCUCGACGCCCUCUGGACAAAAGCACAGUGUAAAAUCCAUCACUAAUAAAAUGGUGGCCAUGACAGAGAAGGUCAUACAGAGGCAGGAGAGCAUCGCGGGGGCUCUCGCCUUCUGGAUGGCCAACGCCUCCGAGCUGCUGAAUUUCUUCAAGCACGACAGAGACCUCCGCCUGCUCACACAGCAAAGUCAGCUGGAUCUCCCCCACCUGGUGCACAAAGCUUACAGGUUCCUGCUGCAGUGUCUACAGAAUGAGUUAGCAAAGCAUUUGCCAACUUUUUUGAUUGAUCCUGAGCAACACGGUCCCCUGCCGGCUGGCAUAGAGUUGGUGCUGAACACCUUAAUGAACACCAUGUCUAUGUUAAGCCGCCAUCGGGUCAACCCCGCCCUCACCAUCCAGCUCUUCUCCCGGCUCUUCCAUUUCAUUAGUAUCUGGCUCUUCAACCAGCUCAUGAGCCCCGAGGCCGACGCCCCGGGCCUGCGCUCCCACUACUGGGGAGCGGCUCUCCGUCAGAGGCUUACCGCCAUCGAGGCCUGGGCGGAGAGGCACGGCCUGGAGCUGGCCGCCGACGUGCACCUUGGACACAUCAUCCAGGCAACCACACUCCUGACCAUGAAUAAGUACUCGAUGCAAGACCUGAAGGACAUCCAGAAUACCUGCUUCAAGCUGAACUCGGUGCAGCUGAAGAUGUUGCUCACUGGCUACUUCUAUGCAAACACUGAGCCCCACAUCCCCCUUGAUUUGAUCGAUGCUGUUGUGACGGCCGUCGAGGCCUCAGCAGACAACCGGAUUCGGAGCGAAGGACGGGACAUCCAGCUGGAGGAGAGCCUCGACCUCUGCCUGCCCUUCCUGGUGCCAGAGGGCGGAUACUCCUGUGACAUCGUGAGAGGAAUCCCUCCUGGGCUUCGGGAGUUUUUGGAGCCAAUUUGCCAAAAGGGUCUCUGCUCUUUAACAUCCGAGUCAAAUUCCAAAGGUGACUGGACCAUAUAUUUCCAUGAAGAUACACUCCCUGCAGAAAGAACAUACUUGGCAGCACACACAGAGCCAGAGAUUGUGACCAUCACACUUAGGAAACCUCUCAACAGUGGGAUGGGGCUCAGCAUCGUUGCCGCCAAGGGAGCAGAGCAAGGUAACCUUGGGAUUUAUAUCAAAUCCGUUGUCAAGGGAGGACCAGCUGAAAUGAAUGGCAUGUUAAAAUCUGGGGACCAGCUGCUCAGUGUGGAUGGUCAAAGCCUGGUUGGCCUCAGCCAAGAAAGGGCAGCGGCUAUCAUUGGGCAAACCGGCCCAGUUGUGACCUUGAAGGUUGAAAAGUUUGGAGCUAGCUACCACGGCCUGGGGGCUCUGCUGGGUGAACCAGCUCCAGAAAGGAUUACAGGUGAAAAGAGCUUUCCAAAGCCAAACGGUGAAGCCUUCGAGCUGUACAGUGCUGUGGAAGCGGGUCCGUCCCAACAGCUCCAUGAAAGAAGCAGCAGCAGGUGGAACAAAGAGCAGAUAAUGCAGAGGAACAGGCAGCUUUACCGCUCCGACCCCAACAUGACCACAGACCGUUGCCUGCGAGAUGAACCUGCUGACCCUGUUGUGAGAGGGAACAAGAUCGCCGCUGAUUCCAGUAUCAACAUCUGCACCGAUACAUUUCACAGGGACUACUCUACACUUCCAAACCCUAAAUCACAGGGCAAGAACAUUUCUGAAUCCAGUCGACCGCAGCAAACAUUUGAGUCUUUGAGGCCUUUGGAUGGAAAGAGCUCCAGUAAGAAGAUCUACGUGCGUCAAGCACUCUCACAGGAAAACUUGUGUGGGGACAGUGGAGGCCCCCUGCUGGACAAAAGGCGGAGCACAUGUGAGCAGCAGGGCGGCAGUGCAAAACAAAGACCGAGCCACUAUUCAUCUUUCCCAAUUCGCUCCUGCGUCUCUAGUCAUGACAUCCUCUCCGAUAACAGUUCUCCCGCACGUGGCGCUGGUGUCUGGAGACUCCCUUUUUCACAACAUUCAACAUCUACGACCUCAGUUCAGCCCAAACGUAUUGACGUCCCCUUGACCAGAGCAGCCAACACACAGCCCAAUCCUCCACUCGUCACCUUCCAGAGACCGUCUCUGUUGUCAAUGAACCAGGCGAACAAUAUUUACGCAUGCCCCAUUCCUGCAACCGAGAAACUCCCUCAGCUCUCACUCUCGUCGCAGCAGCACAGAUCCAGCAUGUUCAGGGGUCAAGCAGUGAAACUCCAAGUAAACGGCACUCCUAAGAAACACGUUUCCUUCCAAGAGCCUCCCACUCAACAGGAGCAAGGCACAGCUCAGCCGUCUGAGCCGCGGAGGAGGGAAACGCAGGAGAAGCUGGAGGAGAAGCAGCAGAGGCUCCCGGCGCUGGAGCUCCUGAAGCACACGGUGCAGGAGCUUCAGGCCAAAGUGACGCGCUCGGCCGAGGAGAACGAGCGACUCCACAAACUCAGACUGGAGUGGCAGUUUCAGAGGAGGCUGCAGGAGAUUCAGCAGAGAAAUGACGACGAGGACGAGCAUGAGGACUUUGACAGGAUGGUGACGAUACAGCAGCAGGACACAAGUGCACAGAGCUCUGGAGGAAAUAUCAACGGCAAAUUGAAAGAGCUGGAAAAGCUGACAGGAAACCCCGUCUCCCAAAAGGAAGACAGGAUCAACAUAGCACAAAGACGGACUGGACUGACUGAAAAUGUUCAUAAUGUGGCAACAAAGCAAAACCGGGAGGAGAAAAUCCAGAGCAUGGCAGCUCCUGAAAAGCUUACGUUCAGGGAGCGUCAGCGUCUCUUUUUGUCCAGUGCAUAAAUCAUGGUUAAAACCGUGUAAAAGGAAAACUCAAGAAGAAGAGCAUGUUAAUAUGAAGAAAAUAAUAAAAUGCUGGAUAAAAAUGAAAGUAUACGGUAUAAUUUUAAAGGUAGUUCUGUAUGUAUAAACUGUAGAAGUGUUUCUCUUUAGGUAGAUACUCUGGGUACAGCAAUUCACAUCCAGGCCUUUGAGUUUAUUGAUAAGACACCUGUUUUAAAUUGUUCCUGUUCAUAGAAAAUAAAGUAUAAGUUUAUCUGUA
Messenger RNA from Scophthalmus maximus (turbot), 4045 nucleotides. RefSeq names its product afadin. The record is from RefSeq and is a predicted model, not a curated record. The transcript is spliced from 25 exons. Gene Ontology annotation, biological process: regulation of protein localization; signal transduction. Gene Ontology annotation, cellular component: adherens junction. Gene Ontology annotation, molecular function: cell adhesion molecule binding. Bases 175 to 3786 code for a protein of 1203 amino acids. NCBI's taxonomy places the organism in Eukaryota, Metazoa, Chordata, Actinopteri, Pleuronectiformes, Scophthalmidae.